This is a messenger RNA of Cordyceps fumosorosea ARSEF 2679, 612 nucleotides long. Its product is annotated as Cytochrome c oxidase, subunit Vb. Bases 1 to 612 code for a protein of 203 amino acids. The record is from RefSeq and is a predicted model, not a curated record. Lineage: Eukaryota; Fungi; Ascomycota; Sordariomycetes; Hypocreales; Cordycipitaceae. The transcript has 4 exons. Gene Ontology annotation, biological process: mitochondrial electron transport, cytochrome c to oxygen. Gene Ontology annotation, cellular component: mitochondrial envelope.
AUGUUCAUGCAACGCACCGCCAUCGCCGCGGCUCGCCGUGCGGCUAUCAAGCCCGCCGUCGCCCGCUCCUUCGCCACCUCCUUUGUCCGCCGCGAGGCCGCCAAGGGUCCCUCUACCCCUAGCGAGCAGGCCGCCGCCCUCGCUCACGACAGCAGCACGUCUAUCGGCACCUACAAGACUUUUAACCAAGUUAAGACUGAGGACGACCUGUUCGGACCUGGCGCCAAGGCUGGCACUGUCCCGACCGACCUCGAGCAGUCGACGGGUCUCGAGCGUCUCGAAAUUCUCGGAAAGAUGGAGGGCGUUGACAUCUUCGACAUGCGCCCCCUCGACGCCAGCCGCAAGGGCACGAUGGAGGAUCCCAUCACGGUCCGCUCCGCCGGCGAGGAGCAGUACCUCGGCUGCACCGGCUACCCUGCUGACUCUCAUGUCGUGACCUGGCUCGGCAUCUCCAAGGACCGCCCCAUCGAGCGCUGCCCCGAGUGCGGCAGCGUCUACAAGAUGGACUACGUCGGCGCCGAGGACGACCACCACGGCCACCACCACGGCCCCGAGUACCCCGAGCCGCAGACCUUCGCCGACUACAUCAAGCCCGAGUACCGCUACCGAUGA